AUGCCCAUCCAAGGCCUCAGCUACGCCGUUCGGACCGCGUACGGCGACACGUUCAGGCUCGCCGUCGCCAGCGGCACCGCGAAGCCCCUGCUGGUACCCUGGUGUUUGCUGGGCCCGUUUGUUGUGCCCGCAUUGUGGUUGGCCGUUCCGCACAAGCGUCGGAUGUGGUUCUACCAUACGCGAUGGUUGGUGAUGGCGUUUAUCGUGUGGUCCAAUGUCUAUCAUUUGCGGUAUGCCUCGAGCACGAAUAUGGCGUGUGCGUAUGCGGCCGGGCUGGCGGCGACGUGGGGGACCAUUUUAAGCUUGAAUCUGCUUAUCUGGACGAGGCCGCAGUUUGACGCUGCCCGAGUGCUGAGGGUUAAGAAGGAUCACAACUUGGUAAAGGCGGCAAGUGAGAACGCAAAGACAAGCAAAAAUGGAAAUGAGAAUGGGAAUGGGAAUGAGCUUCGAACACGAAAGAGGCUACCAAAGAGAUCGAAAUCACAGACAAAUCAGCAGCAGGAGGAAUUUGAGUAUAUCUGGGAGCCUUACCCAGAAGGAGGCUUUCUUGAACGGCUAGCAUGGGCUACAGAUCUCAUACUCAGCUUCCGAUGCUCUGGUUGGAACUGGUCCGUCUCAUCCAUCCCUCGGCCCACAAUCCCUCUCCAAAUCUCUCACGGUGACAAAGUCGACAUGCACUCCAUACCAACGGUCAGCAGAAGCGGAUACAAGCUCUAUCGAACCGAGGCCGAAUUUGUGCGCGACCGCCUCAUCAAAGUCAUCGUCCUUUACUUCGUCCUCGACUUUCUCUCCGUGUACAUGGUAAAAGAUCCUUACUUUAUCCUUGGGCCCGACCACAAAAACUACGGGCUUCCGCCGCAUCUCCAAAGUAUAUCCCCAUGGCUUCUCCUCGCUUAUAGAGAAAUCUUUUGUCUUGUCGGUGUGUAUGCUGCGAUUGAGGCCGUCUUUGGUGUAUCCGACCUGGUCCAGUACUGGAUGGCCAACCGCUUCUACCCUUCCCGGGGAUCUCUAUUCCAGUUUGCCUCGACAUUCGGCUCCUUUGAACAGGUCCUCGACCGCGGUCUUGCCGGCUGGUGGGGCAGCUUGUGGCAUCAGACAUUCCGCAUGCAGUUUGCCGCGCCGGCAACAUAUCUCUUUAGAGAGGGAUACCUGAAGAGAGGCACGCGGCUUGCUUCCCUGCUGGCCAUUCUUAUAUCAUUUUCGCAGUCUGGAAUUCUGCAUGCUUCGGGCAGCAUCACGUCUGUGCCGAGAACCAAGCCCUGGAGGGCACCAGCCUUCUUCUUCCUCCAGGUGGUGGGUAUUAUGCUCCAGCAGUCCGCAGCGUGGUUCUGCAAGGCAUACAUGCCGCGGCCGCCGCAGUUUGUAUCUCGGACUGUAAAUCUCCUCUUUACAAUGGCGUGGUUUUAUUUUACAGCACCCCUUUUCAUAGACGACCUUUCGUCGACAGGACUGUGGGUGGUUGAGCCGGUUCCCAUAUCCCUGUUUCGGUUUCUUGGGUUUGGACAUGAGGGGGAUCACUGGUGGCGUUGGGAUUGGGAUCAUUUGCCCAAAUUUUAUAUCGGGGAGACUUGGUGGGAGACUGGCAUAGCACUGUAG
Molecule: messenger RNA, 1596 nt
Organism: Trichoderma virens Gv29-8
Lineage: Eukaryota; Fungi; Ascomycota; Sordariomycetes; Hypocreales; Hypocreaceae
Exons: 3
Coding region: 1-1596 (531 amino acids)
Biological process (GO): lipid metabolic process
Source: RefSeq, a predicted model, not a curated record